This is a messenger RNA of Micropterus salmoides (largemouth bass), 3882 nucleotides long. RefSeq names its product ribosomal protein S6 kinase b, polypeptide 1a (gene rps6kb1a). The transcript is spliced from 15 exons. Gene Ontology annotation, biological process: protein phosphorylation; signal transduction. The coding region runs from base 177 to 1682 and encodes 501 amino acids. Gene Ontology annotation, molecular function: ATP binding; protein serine/threonine kinase activity. NCBI's taxonomy places the organism in Eukaryota, Metazoa, Chordata, Actinopteri, Centrarchiformes, Centrarchidae. The record is from RefSeq and is a predicted model, not a curated record.
UAGUGCCGGCGGCCGACACUAGAGGCUUUUUCUGCUGCUAGGUCCUUGUGUUGUUUUGGUUAGCUGAUGUUAACCCAUGCUUUCUGCUGUAGCCGGCGGUAACGGUGAUGGCUCUCCUAUGAGGCGGGGGAGCUAGACGGUGUUUUCUGACUGAACACCGACUAAGUGCCGUGGCCAUGGCCGGGGUUUUCGACAUCGAUUUGGAUCAACCGGAUGAGAAUGUCUCUGACGACGAACUUGAGGACGGGGGCCAGUUCAGUGAAAACAUGGACCAGUGCAGUGGCUAUGAUUUUAACAUGGAUGACUGUGAGAAGUUUGAAAUUUCAGAGAACAGCGUGAACAAAGGAGCAGAGCAGAUCAGGCCUGAAUGCUUUGAGCUGCUGAAGGUUUUGGGAAAAGGUGGCUAUGGAAAGGUGUUUCAAGUCCGGAAGGUAUCCGGUGCCACCUCUGGGAAGAUAUUUGCUAUGAAAGUUUUGAAGAAGGCCAUGAUUGUGCGUAAUGCAAAGGACACGGCGCACACCAAAGCUGAGAGGAACAUCUUGGAGGAGGUGAAGCAUCCUUUCAUUGUGGAUCUCAUCUAUGCCUUCCAGACCGGGGGAAAGUUGUACCUCAUCCUGGAGUAUCUGAGCGGUGGGGAACUGUUUAUGCAACUGGAAAGAGAGGGCAUCUUCAUGGAAGACACAGCAUGUUUCUACCUGGCCGAGAUCUCGAUGGCACUGGGUCACCUGCACCAAAAAGGCAUCAUCUAUAGGGACCUGAAGCCUGAGAACAUCAUGCUGAACAACAACGGACAUGUGAAGUUGACAGACUUCGGCCUAUGCAAAGAGUCCAUCCAUGACGGAACGGUCACCCACACCUUCUGUGGCACUAUCGAAUAUAUGGCUCCAGAGAUCCUAAUGAGGAGUGGACACAACCGAGCAGUGGACUGGUGGAGUUUGGGAGCUCUCAUGUACGACAUGCUGACAGGAGCACCUCCAUUUACUGGUGAAAACCGAAAGAAGACAAUUGACAAAAUCUUGAAAUGCAAACUCAGCCUUCCACCUUACCUCACACAAGAAGCCAGGGACCUCCUGAAAAAGCUGCUGAAACGAAAUGCCUCAUUGCGUUUGGGGGCCGGACCAGGAGAUGCCACUGAGGUCCAGGCCCACCCAUUCUUCCGGCAUAUAAAUUGGGACGACCUCCUCGCUGGCAAAGUAGAGCCUCCGUUCAAACCUUCCCUGCAAUCGGCUGAUGACGCCAGCCAGUUCGACUCCAAGUUCACCAGCCAGACGCCGGUGGACAGCCCCGACGACUCCACGCUCAGCGAAAGCGCCAAUCAAGUCUUCCUGGGUUUCACAUAUGUAGCCCCAUCUGUGCUCGAAAACGUCAAAGAGAAGUUCUCGUUCGAGCCAAAGGUCCGCUCACCACGGAAGUUCCCCGGUAGCCCAAGAACACCUGUGAGUCCACUAAAGUUUGUAGGAGGGGACUGCUGGCCCCGGGGACCCAUGCUGACUGGCAGCCCUUCCCUGCAACCCAUGGAGGUAUCGACAGUGGAGCAAAUGGACACAAGCAGUAGUGGCAACUCUGAAGCCUCUGCGCCACUUCCCAUCAGGCACCCCUCAGGCAUUAAUGCUGGGCCCUACAAAAAGCAGGCCUACCCCAUGAACUCCAAGCGGCCCGAACAUCUACGAAUGAACCUAUGACGCCCGGCUCGCACACGAACAUUAGGAAUCUCCCUCCCUCUCUUCCCUGUUUAUUGUUUUCUUUCAGAGAGACUUGUAGGAUUAUUUUUUAAAAUUGAAUUGACGCCGUCAAUGCCGAUCACCAGCUCUUUCAGCAGCACCUUCCCUUUUCUUGGCCUCCCAAAUCCUCCUGACUCCGCCUGACUUCCUCAGCCUGAUGCAGAUAAUCAGCGGUUUAAGUACAGUAAAUAUGUGGUGUGGCGUGAGAGAGGUGCUUUUCAAUGAAAACAGACUUGCUUGUCGGCUCUGUAAUGCCAGCUGAUGAGUGAGCUGAGGUGGUUUUGGUGUACUCAACUGGCAUUAUCAUACGAUUUACUGGUGCUCUUUUAUCCUCAAGUCUGGACCGGUUGUUCCAUCACAGUGGGAGAAUAUGUAACAAAGGGAAUUUAUUUCUCCCUCAAUAAGGCAGGCAUUUUUUUUUUUGUUUAUUUAAUGAUCAUCUUGCGAUAAGACCUUGCAAGUUACACUGUCAGUAGGUAGAAUUAUCGGAUAACAUUUCCACAAUGAACACAGUAUUCCUUCAUGUUUGAGGAAACAUUCACAUUGCCUUUGUUACUGGAGCAUGGGCUACGGAAAAGCAGCUAUAAAAAGAGAAGUGAAAUUUCAGCUGAAAGCAUCACUUCCACCACAAUCAAUACCAAAUGCUGGCACUGCUUUACUAGUCCGACUGGAAUGCUUUCUGUAGGAAGCCUGUCCAGAAGCACUGUUCAGUUCCUUUUGUGUUGAAUGUAAACAGACUCUAAAUGCCUUUUUUGUGUGUGUCACUGUCCUGCGCGUAGCUCCGAUGACCCCUGCAGCAUUAUUUUUAACUCAUCUAUUCAUGCCGCCUCAUUGCCACCGUCAUAACAAACACGUUGACUCAAAAUAAGCUCAGCCAAAAAUGACAUGACUGCCGUUUAUUGAUUCAGGCAGCGUUCAUGUGUUAUGUGCUUGGGUGCUUUGCAUAUGCUGUAUGUGCAUUUACAGUAACAGGGCUCUUAGUGGUAGGAAUUUAAACCAAGACUUAUUUGGGUGGACCAUCUGCUAACUCUGUUUGAACUGAGAUGUAUAACCUCUUUGUGUGAUGUGAAGCUGCUAUAUGAGCCUCUGGAGCCGAGCCAUCCGAAACUUCUCACCGUGAAACUGACCACGCCGUCGGACGCGGAUUCCCAUGAUGCCAACAGAAAAUUGAAUGAAUGAAACUGAGCUUAGGUUUGAAUGGCUUCCCGUUGUUUUGGGUUUCUUUUUAUCCAAAUACUUGUGUGUUUAGCAAAUUGACCAAAAGUACUGUUUUAAUGAACCAAAUGAUUUUUGCAGGUUAACUGCUGCUGUUGCUGGUUUUUUACUACAGGGUUCAUCCGUCAAAUAUGUUUUGUUCGUAACGUCGUAUUUGAUCACACUGACCACAUUGUUGCUUGCAUUUUUAAUGAUUAACAAGGACCAUGUCGGGCUGAGCUGAUGGAUUUUGGGUUUUGUUUUUUCAGUAACUUAACUUUUACUCACUUACUUUCUUUUUUUGAUUUGUUACAAUAUUAAUUUCAAGUGCCAUUGUGUUUUCACUCCAUUGUUCACACUAUGCAAACUAUUUAUUAUGUGGUAAUAUUUAGAUAAGGCAGCAGAAUGUGUGAUAAUUUCUUUUGGCAUUCCUGACAGACACUUAUUUGUCAUAAUAAUAAUAAGCAUGUACAAUAUGAUUUUAUUUCUGCAGAAUGUGUUACAGCAACCUCGGAUGCAGUUUUCUUUUCUUUUUUUUUUUCUUUUUUCCAAAAUUGAGGACAGUGACCAAAUGGUCUAUCAGUAUUUAUUGUGGGGCAGAGUAUCCUAUUCAAGGUUGAUUUUUCAGAUGACAUUUUGAUAUCUUAGACUUUACUUGAAUUUCAGUUUGUAUUUUUUGCAGUGCUAAAAGCAAGGGCAGUUAUUGGGGGGGACAGAUGCAAAAACCAAUGGAUUGGCAUUGUGCCUUUGUUGACAGAGUACAGUUUCUAUGUACAGUAUACUGUUUAUUGUUAAUGUGUGCUGGGAUUAAUCUGUAAGAUUCUGUUCCUGUUACAUCUCUCAAGGGCAUUGAAAAACAUUACUGGUCUUGCUUUGUCACCCCUAGAUCUGCCCUUCAGAUGGGGAAUGUUUAUAUGUAUCAUGUACAUAAUGAAGUCAAAAUAAACUAGAAUUACCAGCCAAAGGU